AUUUAACCUUCAAAAGUUCAGCUAAACCCUUUUUAAGAAACCCUUUUUAAGAAUGGAUCUGUUACUUGAACAUUCUCAGUCUUAUCAUCAAUUCAAGUAUGAGAAUGUGAAAAUGACUUCAUGUCCUAUUUCUUGCUGAGCCACUUAUCUACAUUCCCCUUUACAUGUAUCAACAAGAACCUCUCCACAACUGCAAGCACAUGUGAUGAUAUGUGCCUUAAGUAACAUUCUAACUUAUGUAUCUGGUUGGAAGGAUUCUUGUGGCCUGCUAUAAAGCUGCGAAGCUCCUACUAAGUAAUUUAUCCACCCAUACCUCCUUCACUACCUACAAAGAAAAGUAUCGUCCAGCAUGCAAGUUCGUGGUGUUGUUCUUAUAGCAGGUGCCGGUAGCGGAAUCGGUCGAGCUGUCGCCCAGCGGCUGGCUUCUUUAGGUGCCGAUAUCGUGGUCUGCGCCGACUUGAACCUUGAUGCCGCUGAGGAGACAGCGACACUAUGUCGAAGCAUCAGGCAAUCCUCCAGUUCUGAGUCUUUCAAAGUAGCUGCCCACUCAGUCGAUGUGCGUGACGAGGAUGGCGUCGAUAGUUUAGUUAACCAGGUUGCCAAGACUUAUGGACGCCUUGACGUACUUGUCAACACUGCUGGCUUCGGGAAUAAAACACUAUCUCCCAUCCGCGACAUGACCCUUGCCAGUUUCCGCGGCCAGGAUGAUGUACAUAAUAUAGGCUGCUUUUUGAUGACCCGGGCUGCGUUGCGUGUUAUGGAUAAGCAGGACGCCAUAGUGCCGAAUCCAACUGUCAACCAAUCGCCAGUCAGGGGUUCAAUCGUCAUACUCACGUCGAUAGCCUCGGAGGGUGUGUUUCUAGGAGCGGGUAACUACAACGCAGCGAAACAUGCAGUGAAGGGGAUGGUGCAAACGGCAGCCCUCGAGAAUGCGGCAAGGGGCAUUCGGAUUAACGCCGUUGCGCCUGGAUAUGUCUCGGGGCCCAUGAUGGACCAGUUUCUUGAGGCGUCGCCAGAACAUAAGAAAACCAUAGUUGGUGAUCUUCCCAUGGGUAGGCUAGUCCAACCUUCCGAGGUUGCAGACGCGGUGGCAUUUCUUGCUUCUCCGGCCUCAACUUAUGUGAAUGGCCAUACUUUGGUGGUGGAUGGCGGCUGUGACUUCUGUGGCAGGCCCCAUGGCAGUUUCCAAACCUGUACUAUCAGAUACACUUACUUCAAGUCGAAUACUAUGUAUGUACAUACAUAAUGCAUACAUAAUGUACUCACUUUAAUGUUGCACACGAACGUUGGAUACCUACCUAACUUUUGUGGAAGUUUAACCGACAAUGCAAUGUUGAAUCUCAAUAUAUUACCAUCACAUACUUACAAAGCAGCAGCUUCACAAUCAUGAGUGACCAAGCGCUCAUCAAGACAGCGCGGUUCGGUCCACCCUCAUGCGUUCUCUGCGGCGCACCAGCCUCGAUAAAUAAAGAGCUGCAGUUAUGGCUGCGGGAAUUCCGCGCCGGUAUAGAA
Molecule: messenger RNA, 1512 nt
Organism: Hypoxylon fragiforme
Lineage: Eukaryota; Fungi; Ascomycota; Sordariomycetes; Xylariales; Hypoxylaceae
Product: short-chain dehydrogenase/reductase SDR
Exons: 5
Coding region: 350-1246 (298 amino acids)
Molecular function (GO): oxidoreductase activity, acting on the CH-OH group of donors, NAD or NADP as acceptor
Source: RefSeq, a predicted model, not a curated record